AAGUUUGCUUCGAGCUUCAUUUCGAGACGGGACGCGUAACCUAUAAACGCUAACGAUAGUCGCCAACAGUUCUCGCCAAGACUGCAGUUCGGUCUGUUGCAGGUUCGCGCCGGCGCAGUUCGUUGCCUCUUUGGCUCGCUAGUCCAAUCGAGGUCACCGUUUAGAGACCCUUGCCCUGUGCGAUGAUAUCACGCUAAAAGGACAGCCACAACACACUUUUGAAGGCGUCUAUAACUGCAGGCAGUCACUCCACAGAUGCCUUCACGGCUCAGUACUGUUUAUGCACUCCAUAGCGGUAUCUGAGAGAUCGAUCCGAUGGCAGCGCUCGCGGCUAUUCUCCCCGUCGUCUCGCGGAGCUCCGCACUUGCCCUCGAACUCUACCGACUGGCUGGCUCGGAGCCGGAUGCGGCGAAGCAUCUUAUAAGGACCGCAAGGUCAAUAAGCAAUCUCGCUCUUAUUAUCAAGCAAGUCGGAACCAUUAUCAAAGAAGAUGAUCGGAUGCCUUCCUCUGAGGCUAUCGAAACACUCGAGGACAUUAUCGAUCAAUGCACAGCAAUAUUGAAUGAGAUCGAGUCUAUCCUUCCGCAGUCUCAGCAGGAAGAGCAGAACGCGCAUGUGCGCAGUGGCGGACAUCCAGAUCCGCCUCGAGGACUCCGACUCGGCUCCGCGGUGGUGGCGAGGCUGGACUACCUCGUGGCCCACUUAGACUCACUGAAGGCGACUCUUUCCGUCAUGUUACAGACCCUAUACGCCGCUCAGGGCAUCAUGUGGGCUAGAGUUCGACCGAGUGUGUCGCCACAGCAGGCUUCCAGAGCUGUAGCGAACGAGAAGAGUCAGUUGGAGAUACUGAUUAUCGAGCAACAGAUGUCCAUACUGUCGGCAUAUAGACUGUAUGAUCCGUCCAGCCCAGAUGCGCGGCUACUCACGGAGACGGAUAGCUCGCAGAGCUUGGUCGCAGUACACGGUGGUCCGCCAAAUCCGGGAGAUCUUUUCAAGUAUCAGGACAAGUACAUCGCAAGUCUCGAUCCUUCGAACUCAUACGAAGAAGAGUGGCUUAACGCAGUAUGCGGAGUCGCUAAAACGCAGCUCGACCGUUUAUUGGAUAGAUGGACGCGUUUGCCUCAAUUUGAGGAGGACCUCCGGGAUGCUGAACGGAAAGCCGAGACCAAACGGAGGGAGACACUGCAACCAUCUGUCGAAUCAGACAACGAGGACGAGGUCCACUCGCUACCAAGAUUUGCGGGUAGUGGUGUGAGGCUGUCUACACCAACGCCUCGUCGGCCAGACAGCGUCCAACCGCUGUUCACAGAGACUGGCACUUUACCAAUACCAGUUCCGGAGUCCAAGACGUUCGGACCUCAUCCACCGCUAUCGCCUGCAUCGUCGUACGGAGUAUCUCCAAGGUCUUCCGGCAGUAACCUGCCGAUUCCGAUGCAGCCUGGUUCGACGAACGCAUCUCCUCGGUCGAGCAUUACCACGCUCCCAGUAGAAGCCGCUGCAGCUGUGGAGGCAAAAGACAAAGACGAUGACGUUGACCUGGAAAUCCCUUGGACCCUGUGCACUCGCCGCCACUAUUGGAAGUACAUAGAUGGAAAAGUUGCCGACUCCAAUACCGAUGCGCCAUCCUCAACAGCAUUCUCAGACCGCCAUAGUUGGACGGAAAUUCUUGCAUCAUGGGUGUGCAAGGAGGCAAUCCAGGAGGCUGGCUACCAGUUCACCCAGGUGCAGAAGGAGCGGCGCGAUGGCAGACGAACCAAGUUCGAGACUUGUUUCUGCAUCCAGUUGCCCUUGACUUUCGACCAAGUACAUCGGCUCGUCGAAAGGACGGUGGAACUAUAUCGCAAGACGCAGCCACGGUCUCCACCACCGCAAGUUGAUCAUCGCCGCGCAUCCUUCGAACGCCGCUCUUCAGCCAACGCUCCCAUACCGUCGUCUCAUGAUCGCGACCGCACGCCGCUAGCGAAGAAACCGCAGCAUCCACCUCUCGAGCGGGCAAUUACUUCCAUUCCACCACCGUCCCACCCUCCCCUGGAUCGCUCGAAUUCCAUGCCCGGUCAAGUACCCACAUAUCCGCCCAACCCUCGCUCUACAAGCCUGCACCUCCCUAUAUCACCCAUCAGCUCGUCGCAAACCACCGCCUACCCACCCCAACCUCCGCACUACUCUCCUCAACCACCCCCGUAUUCCCCUGGCGUACCCCCCUACUCACCUCAAGCCGUGGGGCCUCCAUUCUUGCCGCAGAACCCACUUUUCGCCUCCCCACAAACCCUCUACCCGCCCAAUCCCGCACUCUUCAGCACUUCUUUCACCAACUAUCAACCACCUCUGGACACGCGCCAUCUUCAACAAGGCGCCUACCCUCAGUCACCGCUCCGCCAUUCCCAGUCGCAUUCGCGGCAAGGCUCUGGCUCGCACCACGAUUAUUACUCGUCUAGUUCGCUAACAUCGGACUCGGACAGCGCGGCGCGAGAGAGGAAGCGUCGGAGUAGCAGUCGGAGACGCAGUGAUCGCGGUGAUGGGCAUAAGAAGAAGGGGCAUGAGCAUAGUGGAGCGACGAAGGCGUUGAUGGGGGUAGCGGGGUUGACGGCCCUUUUAGAUGGCUUAGUCGGCGUUUGAUUUUUUUUCCGAAGUGUUUGAUGAGAUCAGUUGAUGACCAUGACGAGUUGAUGUCGGUGAUGAUGUUUCGAUUACGAGGCUCGGGUCUAUUUUCGAUUCCAAGGUUGUUUUGAUACAUAUAGGGUCGUUUUUCCAGGUUGGAGUUGGCGUUUUGGGAUUUACAAAAAGGACGAAAGGGAAUGGGCAAAG
Messenger RNA from Trematosphaeria pertusa, 2805 nucleotides. RefSeq lists its product as uncharacterized. The transcript has 3 exons. The coding region runs from base 316 to 2616 and encodes 766 amino acids. The record is from RefSeq and is a predicted model, not a curated record. NCBI's taxonomy places the organism in Eukaryota, Fungi, Ascomycota, Dothideomycetes, Pleosporales, Trematosphaeriaceae.